Glarea lozoyensis ATCC 20868 is the source of this 1008-nucleotide messenger RNA. RefSeq names its product Cysteine proteinase. Gene Ontology annotation, cellular component: nucleus; cytosol. The coding region runs from base 1 to 1008 and encodes 335 amino acids. Gene Ontology annotation, biological process: protein deubiquitination; endoplasmic reticulum unfolded protein response. The record is from RefSeq and is a predicted model, not a curated record. The transcript is spliced from 3 exons. Gene Ontology annotation, molecular function: cysteine-type deubiquitinase activity. Lineage: Eukaryota; Fungi; Ascomycota; Leotiomycetes; Helotiales; Helotiaceae.
AUGCGUACUCGUCUUCGCGCACCAGGAGGCGCAUCAACUAUCACUCUGCCAGACGACGCCAAAAUAUCUGAUUUAAUAUCGCAAAUCAAAGAGAAGACUUCCCUCUCGAGCUUUGAUGUAAAAUAUGGCUACCCACCACAACCUCUCAUCCUCGAGCAGUACGAGAGCUCCCAGGCUCUGAGCAGCCUCGGUAUCAAACUCGAUGGCGAACAGCUUACCAUCAGCGCGCGAGAUCCUCCACAGGAGCAGACACCUGUGGUAGCGAGUAAAGAUGGACAGAACACAGGAGAGGCUGGAAUUACGAAGGGACAUAAACCUAUAGGAUUGAAGAAGAAGACGAUGGAGGAGGAAGUUCCUGAGCUACCUAUGCCUUCGAGAGGCGCAACACUUGUAAUGAGAGUAAUGCCCGACGACAACUCCUGUCUCUUCCGCGCCUUUGGCACCGCAGUCCUCCCCGGCGACGACUCCUCAAUGCCCGAACUACGCUCCCUCGUCGCAAGCGCAAUCCAAUCCGAGCCCGAAGUCUACACCAAAGUAGUCCUCGAGCAAUCCCCCGACGACUACUGCCGCUGGAUACAAACCCAAGACGCCUGGGGCGGUGCCAUCGAGCUAGGAAUCCUAUCCAAGCACUUCGACAUCGAAAUCUGUAGUCUAGACGUCCAGUCCCUACGAAUAGACAAAUUCAACGAAGGCGCCUCAACACGCUGCAUCCUCGUCUACAGCGGCAUCCAUUACGACACGAUCGUGCAAUCGCCCUCGGACCCACCACACACGAAAGCCACUCUGUCCCCAGAUCUCGACAAGCGGGUGUGGGAACAAGACGACGAGGAGAUUCUGGUGUACGCGACGGAGCUGUGCAAGAAGUUGCAGGCGAAGCAUUAUUUCACGGAUACGGGGGGCAUGGCUAUCAAGUGUGGUGUAUGCGGGGUGAUUGUGUAUGGUGAGGGACAGGCGAGUGGGCAUGCGCAGCAGACGGGGCAUUACGAUAUGGCUGAGGUAACGACGUAG